Messenger RNA from Pelecanus crispus (Dalmatian pelican), 501 nucleotides. The record is from RefSeq and is a predicted model, not a curated record. Lineage: Eukaryota; Metazoa; Chordata; Aves; Pelecaniformes; Pelecanidae.
AGCACUGAUAUCACCUGCAAAGAAGACAUCAUCAGUGAUCAAUAGAUUACGGCUCCAGCAACGCAAACCAAACCGUCACCAUGAAACACUUCCUGAGGAUGUUUGUCCAGGUAUGCCUGUACUUCUACUGCAAAUGUUUGUGGCGCUGCCUGAAAUUCGUGGUCCGGAAACUAACAGGUCGAUGUGAGUUGCAAAGGAUCUGUUACAGUACCAAACCUGGAGCUGCCAGAACUAUGAAAAUAGAGGCAUCACUGAAAGGUUCAAAAAGUAAGCGACUGCAAACUUCAGUAAGUGUUCACCCUGAUGCUAUUGAAAAAACUAUAGAUGACAUCAUGGAGCUGAAAAGGAUUAAUCCAGAUAUAAACCCACAGUAAGUCCAUGGUUUCCUUACAAAACAAAUGGGAAUUAUUGAUUUCUUCAGUGCCUAAGUCCAUGGAGAACUGAUUCUCCAUAGCUAUUGUGGCACACAAUUUGAAGAUGAAUUUUGUCUCUCAGCAUAAA